CCUCAAUUGCUGCACCGUACACCUGCAAAUCCACUCUCACCUCUAGGGGUCGCAGAGUCUGUUGUCACUCAUAAACAAUAAUGUCAAGUCUUUAGCGAUUUAGGUCUCGAGUCGUUCUUGCUUUGAAGCGCUCUCGUCCUCCCACUGACAGACAGGCCCCCCAUCCUAAGCGCCUGAUCUUCAUCAACAACCUAUCUUGAGCUUAAGUACAUAGAGUCUGCAGACCCUCUCUUGUACGUCGCAUGAAAAGUUCUUUUGCCUUAGUAUCACCAUGAGGCUUCCAAUCUUGGAAAGAACCACUGUUUCUCUCGCGAAGAGGGCAGACGACAAGGGCAGGACGACUCUUAUAAUAGUUGCUGCUCUCGUCAUUGGUCUUCUGGUCCUCUCAAUCACCUUUCAUUACUUCACAAGAGCCGCGCGAGCUAGAGCGAAUGGAACAGCAGGCAACCCCACAUCAGUAGGAAGAGGAGGCAUAUGGAGCCGUUGGCCAUGGCAGCAGAAGUCUAAUAGGGGUGCAUACUCUUCGAGCUUGCAAGGAGACGAAUUAACACCUUCGGCACACCGCAGUCAGGCAAGCAUCAAUGCUACUCGCGAUGCGGACACAGAAAUGGCCGCUUCGGCAGCAAACCCAAACGUCCCUGCGGAAGGCGGCGUGGAUCGAAAUACAUCAGUUAGGAGUGUUAUGACCCUUCCUGCAUACUCGCUUGCCGCACGGGAGAAUGAACGGAUUUUAGGAAGGGAGGGAGAGCGUGCGGGGAUAGAUGUCGUCAUCGAGUAUCCAGAAGCCGACGAGGAGGAGGAGGCCCGCAGAGAAGAGGAGAUGAACUCUCUAUAUCAGAUACGAGUCGCUCGAAGGGCUGAAGCUGCGGAGAGAGAAGAACGACGGAGGCUCCGCCGUGAGGCUAGGGCUAGGGGUGACAUGCAGGCCGUUGCAGAAAUACGUCGACGCGCAGAGAGCGCAGCUUCGGAGAGCCUUUCUGCGCAGCUUAUCGCGGAACAUCAGCUUGUCAAUCGUGAGAGGCGGGUAUCAUCCGUGGAUUACCGUAAUGUUGGCCUCGCGACACAUGACGGCACUCGUAUACGCGCGAACUCCAGUGAGUCUGACCGACGACCUCUUCUGGAUUCGGCUGCUUCGAUGGCUGAGAGCCACAGAACACUAUCGACCGAUAUGGGACAUACAAGAGGUCGCUCAGGCUCGUCAGUGCUAUCCUUGUCAACGAAUGCUUCUGACGAGGAUAUGACUACACAACGAACGAUAAGUCGCACAAGUGGCAAUACAGACUUCGAGAUCAUCUCAUUGCGUCAUAGCGACACGCCUUCAGCUAGCCACUCGGCAUACGACAUGACUCCUGGCAGCGAUAUGGGAGUUCAGUCCAUCCCACAAAUCGAUCCUCCAGUCUAUGAUGACUUGGCAAUAGAGGAUGCACCUCCGUACGAGAGCCCUGUGAGCUCAAGACCUCCACCAUUUCCGAAUAUAAGCCAACGUCAUAUCUCUGGAAGAAAUGCACCGCAGCUGCCUGAUAUCGAGCGUUUACCGUCAAUUCGCGUAACCAAUGUUUCACAGGACGCCAGAGCGAACGCAUCGUCACAGUAGCUAAGGAAGAAACAUUUAUGAGAAACAGUCAAGUUGUUGUCUCAAGAUAAGAUUCCAGUUGAAGCGAUUGAGAUAUCUGGCGCAGUUUGGGUAGUCACGAGGUAUUAACGCGUAAAUGAAAGGGCGAGGCAUAGCCUUUGGGGUGCCAUAAUUAUUAUGUGAAUAUUGUUGGGGGCGUGUUCAAUGUGGUCUCAUGUGAGAGAUGUUUGGAAGAUACAGACAUAUACAUUGUUUCUGAGUGGUUACCUCAUUCAAGUUGGAUGUAUCGUUCUAUUAUUCGGAAACGAGUAAUCAAGAGGUGCUCUUCCAAGUCUGAUUCUCAACAGUACAGUACUAGUUCAUAAGUUCCCGAGGUCAUGCCGUUUUUGAGCAUCUCGUUCUAAAUUACUAUAAAAACUCCAUAUGAUUAUGUUACACCCACGUCCCUAAUUAUGUAUAGACUUUAUAAUUAGCUCU
Pseudovirgaria hyperparasitica is the source of this 2050-nucleotide messenger RNA. RefSeq lists its product as uncharacterized. The coding region runs from base 272 to 1594 and encodes 440 amino acids. The transcript is spliced from 2 exons. NCBI's taxonomy places the organism in Eukaryota, Fungi, Ascomycota, Dothideomycetes, Acrospermales, Acrospermaceae. The record is from RefSeq and is a predicted model, not a curated record.